Thelazia callipaeda (thelaziosis nematode) is the source of this 1092-nucleotide messenger RNA. NCBI's taxonomy places the organism in Eukaryota, Metazoa, Nematoda, Chromadorea, Rhabditida, Thelaziidae. The record is from the annotation of a GenBank genome assembly.
AUGACGAUACUUCAAUCAUUAUUGUCUGCUCUUCUCAGUUUUGCCACGCGAAAUACAAAAGGUGCUGGUAGUUCCUUACUUCUUACAACAUCUCUAGGGAUUUCUUGCUAUUUUGAGACAUACCGAUCUUCUAACACAUAUAUCUCGGGAGAAACAACAUCAGAAAUAUUCUCAUCAGACCCUCCUAUGGAACAAAACGUAGAACUCUUUGCCCAUUACAAGGAAAUGAACAGCAAUAUCGAAUUUAUAGCUGUGUUCAACCUUGACGAAAAUCCGAAUAUAUACCAGAUUCACUGUUUUAAGGAUGGAAAUAAUGCAAAAAAUUAUGAUCAAAAUCAACAGCUUUCAAGUUAUCAAUUUGACAAGUGUUUUAUUUGUGGCAUCGAUGAUAAGUCGUGCUCCAGCCAUGAUCUUCAAAAACAGCCUUCUAGUAGUGACUGCGAUGAUGAGCUAUGUUCGAGCUGUGAAUCUCAAAAAAAGUUUUCUAGUAGUGACCUCGAUGAUAAGCCAUGUUCAAGUCAUGAUCUUCAACAACAGCUUUCCAGUAGUGACCUCGAUGAUAAGCCAUGCUCAAGUCAUGAUCUUCAAAAACAGCUUUCCAGUAGUGACCUCGAUGAUAAGCCAUCUGCAAGCCGCGAUUUUCAAAAACAGCUUUCCAGCAGUGACCUCGAUGAUAAGCCAUGCUCGAGCUCUAAUCUUCAAAAGCCACAUCCCGGUCAUACUGAUGACGAGUCAUGUUGCAGCAAUUUUGUUAUUAAUCAGAUGCGCGAUCCACCAAAAAGAUCUAUCCCAACUAAAUUAAUUUACGGAUUGAGAGCAGAAUGUGUAGCUUCCAAAUCAAUGGAAAUAGCAGAUGAAAAUGCAAUUGUAAAAAGGAUCAAUUGGCUUAUUCAUCAAGAAGAGAUAUUGAUGAAAAAUAAAGAGAGUGAUUCGACGUUGGAAUCAAUGAACUUAAGACCAUCUAUGGGCUUCAAUCCAGGAGAUUAUGCGAAUGAAAGUUAUGACGAUGAUUUCCAAAAAGCCCUUCAGUUAUCUAUCCUUGAUGCUAUUGAUCGACAAAAACAAAAUGAUUUGUCUGAUUUUUCUGAUUGA